CAACCUAUGACCAAUCCCAUUCCAAGCAGCACGCACACAUCUGCAACAAUCCACUUAAGCUAAGCUCCGUAGGUAGCAGCAAUGGCGAGCGUGAAGGUUUUCGGGUCGCCGACGUCGGCGGAGGUGGCCCGGGUGCUGAUGUGCCUGUUCGAGAAGGACGUGGAGUUCCAGCUGAUCCGCGUGGACGCCUACCGCGGCCCGCAGCGCAUGCCCCAGUACCUCAAGCUCCAGCCCCGCGGCGAGGCUCUCACCUUCGAGGACGACAACCUCACCCUCUCCGAGUCGAGGGGCAUCCUGCGGCACAUCUCGCACAAGUACGCGAAGCAGGGGAACCCGGACCUGAUCGGCACGGGCGCCCUGGAGCGCGCGUCCAUCGAGCAGUGGCUCCAGACGGAGGCCCAGAGCUUCGACGUGCCCAGCGCCGAGAUGGUCUACAGCCUCGCCCUCCUGCCCCUCCCCAUGCCCAAUGCCAAUGCCGGUGGCGUCGUGGCCAGCAGCAACAACGGGCCGACGUUGACGAAGCGCGUGGGCCUAGCCGCGCCCAGCAUGGACAAGGCGAAGGAGGAGGAGAUGCGGCGGCUUUUCGAGAAGAGCCAGAGGGAGCUGGAGAAGCUGCUGGACAUCUACGAGCAGCGGCUGGAGGAGGCGGCGUACCUGGCCGGGGACAAGUUCACCAUCGCCGACCUCUCGCACCUGCCCAACGCCGACCGGCUCGCCUCCGACCCGCGCUCCCGCCGCAUGUUCGAGCGCCGCAGGAACGUCAGCCGCUGGUGGGACCAGGUCUCACGCCGCGAGUCAUGGACCUACGUUAAGAGCCUGCAGCGCCCGCCCGCCAGCGCCGCCGGCAAUGGCGACGCCGCGCAGCAGGACCGGUUCCUAUGGCAGCAAGGCAACAACUACCCGUACCGACAGCGCGAUUCCUACCCAGGCGAGGGGCAGGAGCAGCUGCUGCAGCAGGCCACCAACUACCAGAGCUGGUCGUCCAGCUCCAGCGACGUGCGGUACUGACGAGACGGCCGGAGGAUCGAGUAAGAAAUUCGGGGUUUGAGAAUGCGUCGAUGCGUACGUAUACGUUUUGCCUUCCUCUGUUUUUCCUUCGAGUGUUUCUUCGAGGUGACAAAGUCCGUUUGCCCGAGGGCACGUUGUGUGCUUUGUUUGAAAUUGAGUCGUGCUACUGCUUUAGAUUUCCAUCGCUAAUGUUGAUGACGUUAAGUUGUGUGGUGUAAUAAACGUUUCGACCGUCUCUCUUGAUGGAAUUGAAAAGGUCAUGUUUUC
Molecule: messenger RNA, 1275 nt
Organism: Brachypodium distachyon (stiff brome)
Lineage: Eukaryota; Viridiplantae; Streptophyta; Magnoliopsida; Poales; Poaceae
Product: glutathione S-transferase F10
Exons: 2
Coding region: 82-1008 (308 amino acids)
Cellular component (GO): cytoplasm
Molecular function (GO): glutathione transferase activity; glutathione binding
Source: RefSeq, a predicted model, not a curated record